AUGGACAAGCUGCAGGAGACACUGCUGGGCCUUGAGGAGGGCCUGUCCUGCUCCAGCCCGGCCUUUCUCUCCUCUUGGGACUGGAAGGACACACCGGGCCCCUUCGACCUCGGCCGGACUGGCUCCCCUCAGAGCCUGUCUCCCACUCCGUCCUUUGCCUCCUCUUCCUCUCCUGCCCACCCAGGAGUGGCUGACCUGGCCUGUGGCCGCAGCACUGGCAAUGGUGGCAGCGGCAGUGGUGGCAACCUGGUGACCUGUGGCAUGCUGGCCUUUCCUUCUACCUACCUGCAGAGUCCCGGCCCCAGCAAGGCCCCGAAGGGCACCAAAGUCAGGAUGUCGGCCCAGAGGAGGCGGAAGGCCAGCGAGCGGGAGAAGCUUCGGAUGAGGGCUCUGGCUGAUGCCCUCCACACCCUGCGCAAUUACCUGCCCCCGGUCUACAGCCAGCGGGGUCAGCCUCUCACCAAGAUCCAGACUCUGAAAUACACCAUCAAAUACAUCGGGGAGCUCACAGACCUUCUGAACGGGGCCCAGCGGUCCUAA
This is a messenger RNA of Trichosurus vulpecula (common brushtail), 540 nucleotides long. RefSeq names its product mesogenin 1 (gene MSGN1). Gene Ontology annotation, biological process: regulation of transcription by RNA polymerase II; mesoderm formation. The transcript has a single exon. Gene Ontology annotation, molecular function: DNA-binding transcription factor activity, RNA polymerase II-specific; RNA polymerase II cis-regulatory region sequence-specific DNA binding; protein dimerization activity. Bases 1 to 540 code for a protein of 179 amino acids. Gene Ontology annotation, cellular component: nucleus. NCBI's taxonomy places the organism in Eukaryota, Metazoa, Chordata, Mammalia, Diprotodontia, Phalangeridae. The record is from RefSeq and is a predicted model, not a curated record.